AUGGACACGACCAAAUGGUUCAACCUGCCCGGCGACAAAGAAGCCUACAUCCAAGACAUCAAGCUGCGCUGGGUCGACGAUGCGAACCUGUCCAUCCCCUGGGUGAACUUCUACCUCCGCUCCGCCGCGAACUGGGACUUCUUCGCCCUCACCUUCCCGGACCAAGCCUGGAUCCUCAGGCAGAUCCAACUCAUCGACUGGCACAUCGAAGAGAGCCUGGGCGCGCUCGAGAAAUUGAUGCCGCGCAGCUGUAAGCCGCAGUCGUGGGUUGAAUUGAGCAACGAUCACCAUCACAAGGGCCGUGAUUUUGUGGCGUCGACCGUGUUUGCGUACUAUCGGAACCCGGCGGCGAUGACGUUGCAUCAGCAGGCGGUGAUGCUGCACUAUGCCAAGUAUUUGGACUUUGAGCGGUGGGAUGAGUCCGAGAGUGACCGGAUGAGGAUGCAGACUUUUGAGCGGUGGGAUGAGCCCGAGAGUGACCGGAUGAGGAUGCAGAGUGACCGGAUGAGGAUGCAGACUUUUAAUGCGGCCUGUGUGGAACUUGUUGAGGGGGCAUGUUUGAAGGAUCGCGCGAGGCUGGUGGAGGAGUUGCUUUCGGCGGAGAAUACGGCGGCGUUGUUGAGUGUGCAGCCGGCUACGGAUAUGCCGAUCUGGAUUGUGAGGCGGGAGGUGGUAAAGAAGGGGCUCAUGAUCAAGAAGGCCAUGCAGCAGAUGCGUGAUGCGCUUAAGCUUGAAGAGGAGGAGGAGGAGGAGGAGGAGGGGGGGAAGGAGGGGGGGAAGAAGGAGAAGGAGAAGGAGAAGGAUAGCAGAGAGGACGAUAUCAAGACGCGGGUCUUGACUGAUCUGGAUGGCAAGAAGGGCACAUUCCGAGUUUACGAUUCGGAAUCUGACGACAGAUGUCCUACACCACGGAAUGUCGCUGCCCCAAUGGAUGCUGAUGAAUCUCGACGCGACCUUCCAGUUCUCGGCUGUUCUAACUGUGGCACGAUUCUGGAGACGAAUGCCAAUGAAACCGAAGGCGAUUGGGCAAGCCUCAUGGAGGAAGAUGACUCACACAGUUGUUAG
Endocarpon pusillum Z07020 is the source of this 1065-nucleotide messenger RNA. RefSeq lists its product as uncharacterized. The transcript has a single exon. The record is from RefSeq and is a predicted model, not a curated record. Lineage: Eukaryota; Fungi; Ascomycota; Eurotiomycetes; Verrucariales; Verrucariaceae. Bases 1 to 1065 code for a protein of 354 amino acids.